AUGUUAGAUGGAUGUUAUAAUUGUCGAUUAUCAUGUCAAUAAUCCUGUUUAACAUGCACAACUAUUGGUUGUACUUCAUGUUAAGUUGGUUUUAAACUUAUAAAUCGUUACUGUAGGAACAUUUGUGGAGAUUCAAUGAUUGUAGAAGGUGAGGAUUGUGAUGAUGGCAAUUAAUAUCCAUUUGAUGGAUGUCAUUAAUGUGUUUAUUAAUGUUAAUCAGAAUGUUUGGAAUGUCUUAAUGGAAUUUGCUUUUUUUGUAUUGAUGGAUUUGAAGCUUUUAAUGGUGAAUGUGUGGAUGUUAGAUAAAUUCCUAUAAUACCUUUUUAAGAAUAAUAUAAAUAAAAUAUAAUUGAAUUUUGUAAAAUAACAAUUUAAGGAAUCUGUUAAGAAUGCCAAUAAGGAUAUUUAUUAAAUAAUCUUUAAAAUAUUUGUGAUUUUUAGAAAAAAAAUGAAAUAGUUAAAAUUUAAAUUAUGGAUGUUUUACCUUAGUUAAUUUAAUAUUGUUAAAUUUAGAUAAAUAAUUAGUGCAUUAUUUGUUAUAAGAAUUUUAAAUUAGAUAUAUUUACUAAUAAAUGUGAACCAAUUUGUGGAGAUGGGAUAAUAUCUGGAACAGAAGAAUGUGAAGAUAAUAAUUAUUUGGUACUUGAUGGAUGUUAUUAAUGCAAGUAUUAAUGUAGUGAAACCUGUGAAAUAUGUGAAUUUGGUAAAUGUAUUUUCUGUUAAAUAAACACAAUUAUUGCUCCAACUACUUUUUAAUGUGAGUACGUAUAAUAAUGCACUUAACCUGGAAGUUAUUAUAAUCAAGAGACUAAUUAAUGUUAUAGUAUUUGUGGAGAUGGUUUUGUAUAUUUGAACGAGGAGUGCGAUGAUGGCAAUGACAUUGAAUAUGAUGGAUGCCAUAAAUGUUAUUAUUCAUGUCAACCAGGUUGUAAAUGCGUUAAAGGUGAAUGUUAUAGAGAGCAAAUUAGUUGUGAAAAUGGAUUAUAUUAUUCAUUUACAAGUUUAUCUUGUAAACCAUUUUGCGGUGAUGGAAUAACUAUAUAACCUUUUGAAGAAUGCGAUGAUGGUAAUGAAAUAUCUGAUGAUGAAUGUAAUUUAUGCAAAUUAUAAUGUGGUGUUAAUUGUUAAACAUGUUCUCCUUAAAAUUAUUGUCUUUAAUGCAAAGAAGGUUAUGAAUUAUUUGAUUUUAAUUGCUAUGAAUAUAAUAAUUCUAAUUGUAAAAUUAAAAAUUGUGAAUUUUGUGAAAAUAAUGAAUGUUUGACUUGCUUUAUUGGAUAUUAACUAUUUGAUAAUAUGUGCUUUUCUUAAUGUGGAGAUGGAGUUUUGAUUGAUCUAGAAUAAUGCGAUGAUGGUAAUCUAAUAAAUGGAGAUGGUUGUGAUGAUGAUUGUACAUAAUCAGAAAAUAGUAUAUGUAGAGACAAUGAAUGUGCUAUUUUAAGUUCUUCAUUUGCUAUAUUAGAAUUUGAAAGAGAACAAUAAGGGGUACAAUUUAUCAGACUUAAAUACUCUUCUAAAAUGAGAUUAAUAGCCGGAGUAACCGAAUAAGAUUAUUUUGAUAGUUUAAAAUUUGAGAUUUAAAACGAGAUUGAUUUAGCAUUGAUUUAAAUUAUAGCAAAAACAAAUAUUACAUAAGAACUUUAAUUUGUAGAUAUUUAAGUAUCUGUUGAAUAUAUUAAAUAUGUUUAAAAUCCUAUUCUUUUAUUAAAAUUUGUUGAUAAAGGCAUUUUAGUUAAUUAGGAUGGAGCUGGGAUAUCAUAAGAUUCAAUAAGUAUAAGACUAUCUUCAUCAAAUAUUUUAAGAGAUUAAGAAUAAAAGGUUAUGACAUCUUUGAUUGGACUUAAUGAUUACAUAAUCAAAUUUGUGGCAAUGACUAUUGCUAUAUCAUCUAUAUCUGGAUAAGGAGAAAUUAUUUCCAAUUUAUUAGAUACUAUAUAAUAACUUUAUUAUUUGAAAUACAUAAAUUCAAGAAUUGGAGUAAAUCUACAAAGAUUUUAUGAGACAUUUAAAAUUAUACAAUUGACAAAUUUUUUUGAUUUUCUUGGAAUGAAUCCUAAUGGUUCAAUGAAGGAUAUUGUAUCUUUUUAUCAUUCUAAACCUAUUUUUGAAAUGGAUGAUAGGAAUGCAAAUUAUUUAAAUAAUUUUGCAUAAUUAUUUUUAGUUUAUGCUAUAUUUUUUCUUGCAUAUUUUUGUUUAAAAAAAGUAACAUUUUAAAUCUUAAAAAAAAUUCAUUAAUUGACAUGUUUUUAAUCUAAUCAAAUUUUAUUACUUAUAGUAAAUUAAAUAUAAAAACUUUGUCUAAGAAUUUAAAUAAUCAGCAUAAUUGAACCAAUUUAAGCUAUAUUUUUAGCAAUGAUUUAUGAAUUUGGUUUAAAUACAUUUUUAGCCUUAAGAUUUCAAAAAUCUGAUUUUGAAGGAAAAUUAGGUGUUUCUAUUGCGAUUUCAAUCCUAUAUGGAGUUAUAAUACUAUUGAUAUAAAUAUCUUCCUUUAGCAUCCCAUUACUUAAAAAACAAUAAAUAUAAUCAUAAAAGAUUAACAGUUUUACUUAUUUGUGUAUGCAAAAAAUGUUAUUUAUUUCAUUUUUAAUUUUCUUUUUUGAAUCCUCUUAAAUACAAAUAUUGUUAUGCCUUUUAAAUGAAUUCUAAUUUAUAUACUUUCUGUAUAUUCGAAAAAUCCUAAUGCUACCUUCAGAAAAUAUUAAAUAAUUAGCAUCUCAUUUUUUAUAAUUUAUUAUUUUAGGGAUGUACUUAGUAAAUGAUUUUUACCAAGAUUAACCAGAUGUUUUAAUAAUCAUAGGUUGGGGUAUUAUCAGUUUAAUGAGCACUAUACUAUUUAUGACUUUAAUAAUUGAUCUAAUUAAAAUUGUUCAUCCAAUUUGGUAAAAAUGCAAAACCUCAAAGACAUCUGAACAUCAUGAUCAUAAAUAAGAAAUCUUUUGUAUAGUUGAGAAUCCUUGCAAUGCUUAAAGGAGAUUUACGAAUUGA
Paramecium primaurelia is the source of this 2982-nucleotide messenger RNA. Lineage: Eukaryota; Ciliophora; Oligohymenophorea; Peniculida; Parameciidae. The record is from the annotation of a GenBank genome assembly.